AGUUGUGUUUUAAUUAAACAAAUAAUAAAACUAUGGAUUACUUACUAAUUGAGUGGGUAGAUGAAGACCCAAAAACGUUUUCUGUCGUGUCAAUCGACCAGUUAGCUGAUGGUGGUUUGAGAUCAAGCGGAAGGAAACUAAUUGGGAAGACCGAAUCAAUUAUUUGGACACGAGGAAAAGAGUUUUUAGGGAGGAUACUAAAUAUUGGCGGAUGCGAUGAGCUAACAGUAGAAGCAGAUGAGCGAGCAGCUCAGGUCAGUGACGACGAAAGGUUACAAAAGGUCGAGCCAACUAGAAAGCGUUCUAAUAUUUCCGUGGAUGUACCUCUAAAGAAGCAGAAAUCUCGCAGAAAUGAAUCAUCGGACCGAAGCCGAAGGAUAGGUGAUAUCCUAUCCCAUAUCGACUCUUCAACUAUCGAGGGCAUUCUAGCAGAUGACAGUAACCAACAUAAUUUGGAAGGUGAACAGGAAGAAUCGAAUGAAACGACCGAAACGAAUGAAUACAAAGGAAAAUAUAGAUCCCUGAGAACUAAAUAUCGAGAGUUAAAGAGAAAGUAUAAGGAACUUCUCAACAAAACCAACGAGACGGCAGAUGUUGAGCUGUACGAAGGAACUGGACUAAAGAUGAACGUAGCUGAACUUGCAUCCAUCAAAAUGAUGUCGUCACAGUCAUCAUCGGUUUUGGCCCGAAACCUCUUCAGAAGACUUUUUAGUGCAGAGGAACUUACGGGCCAUUCGUUGUAUGGAAAGAAAUGCAAUGCUAAUGCCACUCUCCCGUUACCAGAAAUAGACCCCGCUCGUCGAGAUGCAGUAAUUGGCUACAUUAUUAAGGAAGAUGGAUUCGAUACGCCACCCCCCGCUGGAAUCAGCAUAGCAGAACGCAAAUCGCUUUCAAAAGUCAGGAAGCGCUUUAAGAGGGACAUAACAAAAUCACUUUCCGAUUUUCUUCGCGAGGAAUCCCGAAAGUUUCAAAAUGCCACGUAAAUUCUCACAAAAUUAAUACUUGAUGAAUAGUAUGUUAUUUAAUUAUA
Folsomia candida is the source of this 1030-nucleotide messenger RNA. RefSeq lists its product as uncharacterized. The record is from RefSeq and is a predicted model, not a curated record. Bases 33 to 983 code for a protein of 316 amino acids. Lineage: Eukaryota; Metazoa; Arthropoda; Collembola; Entomobryomorpha; Isotomidae. The transcript has 6 exons.